This is a messenger RNA of Heterotrigona itama, 2047 nucleotides long. Lineage: Eukaryota; Metazoa; Arthropoda; Insecta; Hymenoptera; Apidae. The record is from the annotation of a GenBank genome assembly.
AUGUGGAUAAUACUUGCAAGUCUUCUGGCAGUUGCAUUAGUAAACGCAGAUGAUGCAGCGAGUGUUGUGCCGGAAGCGAGCUCUGACGCAACAGUACCUGCUCCGGAUGCGGAACCCGGCUUCGAAGGAGAAAUCCCAACAGCCGAGCAACUUCUUGAAAUGCUCGAUUCGAUGAGUGGCAUGUCAGACGAAGAAAAGUCAUCUCUCAGAGAAGAUCUGUUGAAAAAUAUUCGAGUGGGUGGCGGUUUACCACAAGCUGGCGAUCAAUCGAUACCUGGCAAUAAUCUGACCACGCAAACUGUGGUCCUCUUGUCUUUGUUGAGCGUAGUUGCUUUCAUUUUUGGUAAAUAUUUCCUGGAUCCGAAAGGAGUCUGUUAGGAAUGUAGGAAUCUAGACAGAAAUUCAGUUUUAUUAGAUGGGAAUUAGAUUGGGAAUUUCUUUUCAAAUUAUUAAUAAUACGGUACUUGGGACCAGAGACUCCGUUUCCUCUGAUUGCUUUUAACAAACUGAUGCUGAUUCAGUACAUAUCUUUGUUUUAUCAGCUACGUUGCAUAACAAAGACAGUCAAAUCGUAAAUCGUCACUUCUGCAUCGUGUACAAUAAUCACAACGUGUUACCUGUUAUCUAAUCAAACACUUCACUUUUCACUGUUUCAUCAACAAUUAUUCGAUCAACUGUACCUUCUUUCGCUAACAAACUUAUAACGAUUUAUUGGCUCGGUAUUCACAUUAACUAGUAAAAGAUUCUACGUCGUUGAAACAUGGAAAAAAUUUUGGAUUCGUUGCAAAACGAAGGUGUAUUGACCGACAGUGCACGGGAGAAAUUAUCAAAUAUCUUGCCGGGAAAUGUUAAGGAAAAGUUACAUAGCAUAUAUCAACGAUAUCAAGAAUUGGACAAUGAAGAAAAGCAGCAAUUUAUGAAUGAAGUAACAGAAAUGUUUAGAAAGAAAAUGGAAAGUAGUUGGAGCUUCUCUUCACUGUUUUACACAUUGUUUUAUUCUCAUCCGUACAUCGUUUUCAUUUUCGCUGUGCUGUUUAUAGCUUUCUUUCUUGUGUUCUUCGUCUACAAAUUAUUCAAGUGUCUGUCGGAGAGGGAAACGAAGCGAGAGGAGAAGAAGAAGAACAAGCAGAUGAAGAAAAAGAAAUAACGUGGACAUCGUGUUAUGGACUGCGAUGAAAGAAAUACGAAUGUGCAACGUGUGGCAAAUUGCAGCGGUACGUUGUCUUGAGGAUGAUUUGUCGUAUUUUAUAUACGAUGAAAAACAAUUACACGUUUUAUGACUUAUUCUAUUUUGUUAAAUAAAAUAAUAUAUUUAUGAAUAAAUAUGCUCAUUUAUUGGAGGGAGGAGAGGGUGUCAUGUAUUUUUGGCAACAAAAAGGACAUUUAUUGUGCCGUUUUGUGACAUACAUGACUUACGCCGAAAUUUCUAUGGAAUUAUUAUAGCAUGCAAUCGUAAUAAUACCAAUCUGUGUGUUACGAUGGAAGAUCACCAAGCUUCUACCCUGGAUUUCAUUUUACAAUAACAUUUCAAGUAAAAUAUACAAAGAUAGUUUCGCCUCGUUCGCUAAACUUAAUUUGUUAACUGAUUCUAAAACGAUCGUUACAUGAUUCGUUCGUGUGAUGUAAAACGACACACACGCUUUGAGCAUUGAGAUGCGCUACUGGUUCAAAUUCACGUAUAAAGGCACGUUCGAGUAUACAUAAAACAUAGAAAAAUGUUAGUAGCCAUAUAAUAUUGAUAUACAUUCAGGAAUUCGUAUUUAUUUAUCAAGUCUGGAAUUGAUUCAUUUCAUGACUCCUAACUUACGAUUUAACAUUUGGUAGUAAAUUAUAAUACUUGGUAUGUUGUCCAUGUUCUACAAAUCCGUGAUCUACCUUCAAGGGAACGAUUGAUCGUUCUCUAGUUUGUACUGCGAAGUAGUAAUGAGAAACGUGAUUUUUCGUGGCAAAACAAUUGUCAUUAUUCCUAAUCGUCAAACCCCUAUGAAAUUAAUUCUAACAUUUUGCUAUGAACAAAAAAGAAACAAAAAAAAAAAAAAUUAAGGCA